Molecule: messenger RNA, 1596 nt
Organism: Neoarthrinium moseri
Lineage: Eukaryota; Fungi; Ascomycota; Sordariomycetes; Amphisphaeriales; Apiosporaceae
Exons: 1
Coding region: 1-1596 (531 amino acids)
Biological process (GO): transmembrane transport
Cellular component (GO): plasma membrane; fungal-type vacuole membrane
Molecular function (GO): transmembrane transporter activity
Source: RefSeq, a predicted model, not a curated record
AUGGCACCCUCCACCCCGACAGAUUGUGAGAAGAAUGAUAGGAUGGCCAGUGCCAAGAACAACGUACCUCCUCGUGAAAAUAACGACUACGAUGAAUCUCCGGAAUCUCACCGCCACCGCCACCACCACCACCAUCACCAUCAUCAUCUCCCUCCGACUCCUUCUGUGCCGGGUCGCCUCGCUCUUUGGAAUGCCCGAGUUGAAUCUCUCUCGGAUUUCGAAGCUCGUGGGAUCACUCGUGUUCCACCUUCUGAGCGUCGUCCUUCCUCUUCCUGGGAUGAUAUAUCCGUGGCACUACUCUGGUUUUCUGCCAACAUCUCCGUGAACAAUCUCGCUGUCGGCCUUUUCGGUCCACUUAUCUUCAGUCUCGGUUUCUUUGACUCCGCUAUGUGUGCUGUCUUUGGCGGGCUGCUGGGCAGCCUCUCAACGGCCUAUAUGAGUACAUGGGGUCCCGUGAGCGGAAACCGUACUAUGGUAGUGCUAAGGUACUUCAUGGGAUACUGGCCCGCCAAGUUACCGACAAUAUUGAACAUUAUUCUCAUGGUCGGCUACUGCACGAUUGAUGCAAUAUUAGGCGGGCAAAUGCUUAGUGCGGUUGAUGAUGGGGCUAUGUCUAUCGCGGUUGGUGUCGUGGUGGUUCAGGUGGUGUGUUGGAUGAUUACACUGUUUGGCAUGAAACCAUUCCACACGUAUGAGAGAUUCGCUUGGAUACCACAGCUGAUCGUACUUCUCGUGCUCGCGGGCACUGCAGGGCCGAAUUUUGACGUUGGGGCCCGUUCAGUCGGCUCAGACACAGCAAUUUCUGCAAAUCGGCUAAGCUUCUUGUCGCUGUGUUUAUAUGUGCCAAAUUCUUGGGGAGCUGCAGCCUCGGACUUCUACGUCUACUACCCGGAGAGGACGUCGAAAUUGAAGAUUUUCGCGCUUACUCUAGCGGGGCUUUGGUUGUCUUUCUCACUCGUGUAUCUUCUGGGCAUCGGGAUCGCCACGGGAAUACGGAACAACCAGGCCUGGUCCGACGCGUAUGAAGUCUCAACUGGGGCAUUAAUAGUCUCUGCCUUCGAACCUUUGAAAGGGUUCGGGCGGUUCUGCGGAGUCAUCGUCGCGCUGGGCGUCAUUGCCAAUAGCAUCCCUGGGACCUACGCUGCCGCACUUGGAUGUCAGGUUUUGGGGCGUUAUGGCAAGGCUGUUCCUCGUUGGACGUGGUCAUGUGUGCUCAUUGUAAUUGAACUCGUUUUGGCACUAGCUGGAAGGGAGAAUUUGCUUGUCAUCAUGCAGAAUUUUCUCGCGCUGAUGGGCUACUGGGUUGAGCUCAUGGUAGCCAUCGUAUUAGUUGAGCACGUAUUGUUCCAGAGAUCGGGGCGCUUCGAUUGGGCGAAGUGGGAGGACAAAGCAUACCUUCCACUUGGUAUUGCUGCACUUGUGGCAUUUCUGCUCGGUUGGGUAGGAGCCAUUCUAGGGAUGUAUCAAGUGUGGUAUACUGGCCCACUAGCAGCUAUCUCGGGGUCCGCCGACGUGGGACUUUGGAUAGGAACAGGGUUCACCUUGGUUGUAUAUCCAGGGUUAAGAUGGGCCGAGUUAGGCUAUUUCAAUCGCUAA